Molecule: messenger RNA, 4497 nt
Organism: Pelagomonas calceolata
Lineage: Eukaryota; Pelagophyceae; Pelagomonadales; Pelagomonadaceae
Source: the annotation of a GenBank genome assembly
AGCUGUUUUGGACGCUCGACCCGCGCCGCGCUCUAUACGCGACGUUGACGCCGCGCUGAGCCAAGCCGCGUUAAAGGAGCACUGUAGCAGCCCUGCGCUCCGCUGUCAGCGCGACGAGCGGCUCAGCUCCUCGUGAAACCGGAGUUACAGUUGCCUGGCACAAACACGCCGUUGCGCCCGCUACCGCGCCCUACGCACACUAAAACGCCGCCGCGGCGCACCUGACUCAGUAGCGAACGGUAACGUUCGUUACAGAGCCGCCGCGAAGCGACGUCAACACAUUCCUAGCCGCGCCGAGCCGCCGCUAGACCAGAGCACUCGGCAGCCGCCCGACCGAGGCGCGCCGUGCUCCAAAAACCAACCAUGCACAUCCUCGAGGUCAUCAUCGACGGCUUCAAGAGUUAUGCCACAAGAACGGUCGUGAGCGGCUUCGAUCCCGCGUUCAACGCCAUCACUGGGUUAAAUGGCUCCGGCAAGAGCAACAUCCUCGACGCGAUCUGCUUCGUCCUCGGCAUCUCGAACCUCUCCCAAGUACGCGCCGCGAACUUGCAGGAUUUAGUCUACAAGCAGGGCCAAGCGGGAGUCACCAAAGCUUCCGUCACGAUCGUCUUCGACAACUCGGAGAUCAAGAGUUCGCCGGUCGGCUACGAGGGCGAGAAACGCUUAUGUGUCACGCGCGAAGUUGUUGUGGGCGGCCGCAACCGCUACCUCAUCAACGGCAAAGGGGCGCAAGCGUCAAGUGUGGCCAACCUCUUCCAGUCCGUCCAGCUCAACGUGAACAACCCCCACUUCCUCAUCAUGCAGGGCCGCAUCACGAAGGUCCUAAAUAUGAAGCCUCCCGAAAUAUUAAGCAUGGUCGAGGAGGCGGCCGGGACCCGGAUGUUCGAAUCGAAGAAACAGGCGGCCCUCAAGACCUUGGACAAGAAGCAAGCGAAAGUCGACGAGAUCGACCGGGUUUUAGCUGCGGACAUUACGCCUACUUUAGAACGGUUACGGGAGGAAAAAAGUCAUUACUUGCGGUGGUCGGCGAACGCCGCUGAAGUUUCUAGAUUGGAGCGCUUUUGUGUGGCGGCCGAGUACGACGAGGCCGAGAAGAACGCGGCGGUGGCGGGCGAGGGUCUGGCGCGGCGUCCUUGCGUUCCCUUCAUUGGACGACGCGUCGAUGGCGUGGCGGUGGCGCCUUCGUAUGGACGGCGCCGACGCGUCGAUGGCGCCGUCGCCGCGACACGAUGAUGACAAUCGCAACACGCAGGCGCCGCCAAGGCCGAACGAGAAGCCCAGGCCCUCGAGCAGGAAGCCGCGUCAAAGGCCGACGAGGCCGAGGCCAAGAAGGCCCAGGAGGCCAAAUGCCGCGCGAAGGACGGUGCUGCUGGUCUAGCUUCCCAAAGACGCAAGGAGCUCAAAAAAGCCGUCGACGACGCGUCGACGGAGGUCGCGCGGCUCGAGGCGGCCCAGAAGGGCGCGCAAACGGCUUUUGACGCUGAUGACUCUAGACUGAAGGGCGAGGCCGACGCGGCCGCGGACAACGAGCGCAUUGAAUCGGCCAAAAAAGAAGAAGUCGCAUUAUGUGAACAAGCUGUCGAGGAGUGUUCUACGGAGAAGGAUGAGGCCGACCAAGCGUGGAACGAGGCCGAGACGGUCCACAAGGAGGCGCUCGCCGGGAAAGGCGCGACUGACACGAAGUCCGUCUCUGAACAAUUGGCGGCCCACAAGGACGCUCAGAGAACCGCGCGCGCGACCCUCAAGAAGUGCGACGCCAAGCAGUCGGCCCUCGAGAAGCGUAGGGAGCAAGCUGCAGAACUGGCGUCCAAGUACGCGUCUUCGGCUAAAGGUUUGAAGAAAGCUUUCUCGGCCUGUGAAGAGAAAGUAUCUAAGUGUCAAUCGAAGGUGGAUGAGCAUUCAGCCACGUCGCCCGGUGAUGCGGAUGCUCUACAGAGGCAGGCGAAGGAACUUUCCCAGAAAGCGCGCGAGUGCUCGCAGCGCGCCCAACGGACGGAAGCGCAACUCAAAGCGAGACUGAAAUUUGAUUAUGAGCACCCGGGCAAGGGCUUCGAUGCGGAGAAGGUGCGGGGUGUGUUAGCAUCACUAGUCACGCCUUGCGACGGGAAAUACGCCGCGGCUCUGGAGGUCGUGGCUGGCGGUAGACUGUACCAAGUGGUCGUAGAUGACGAGAAGACGGGCAAAGCGUUGCUGGAGCGGGGCCAGUUGCGUCGACGAGUGACAUUAAUUCCGUUGAACAAAGUGCGCGCGGGUAGAUUGGACGACAAGCGGUGCGCGCGCGCGUCGAGUGUCGCGAAGAAGGCCGGCGGGAGUGCCCGCAUCGCAUUGGAGUUCGUCGGCCACGAAGAACACGUGAAGAACGCCGUCGAAUAUGCCUUUGGGGGGGCUCUCGUGUGCGACAGCAUGGACGUCUGAUUGCGGCGUCCCGUACUCGCCUCCAUCUCACGAUGACGUGGGUGGUCUCACUUUUGAUUUUGAGCGCAUUUCGGGAUACAUGUCACACACAGGUCGCGCGCGCGGUCGCGUUCGACUCGGGUGUCAAAGCUAGAUGUGUGACAUUAGAUGGAGAUGUGUGUGACCCUCGCGGGACGCUGUCGGGCGGGUCUCGGUCGGGCAACCUGGGAGCUUGCCUCGGAUUGGUCGUGGCCUUACACCAGCAGCAAUCGGAAGCCUCGGAAGCGUCGCAACGAGCCCGGGAGGCCUGUGCGCUAGCGGACGCUUCAGCAAAGCACGCCAACGAGCUGCGGACGCUCACGUCGGCGUUGGGCGUCGCGACCGCGGAGUUAACCGCUGCUCGCGAGGAGCUUGAAGCUUCCGACGCCGGUUCCGCCGUCGUCAAGUUAGAAACGCUAGACAAGGAGCUGCAGCAACUCGAGGACGACCGCCAGGACGCUCUUAAGACAGAUGAGGAGUCUUCAGCCAAAUUGGAGGCCCUCGAGCGCGACGGCAAAAAAAUAGAACAGGCUCGACGCCAGGAGCUCGAGAAGCUCAACAAGGCCGCGAAGGCGGCGAAGAAGGGCGCGGACCAGGCGAAGAAGGCCCUGUCCGAGGCCGAGAAGCGUCUGAAGAAGGCGCGCGCCGAGCUCCAGGCGCUCGGUGCGGACGCGGCGUCGUCACUGAACUUGAACGUGACUUGGUAUUGAAGAUGGCGUCCUCGCGUCGCCUCGAUGUCGUCGACGCGGCCGCCAGAGCGCCUCGUAAGAGAGUCGCGGUCGUGUCGCGACGGUGCCGUUCCCACAUAGGUGAUGAGAGAAGCGCCUCGGGCACGUCCCUCAAAGGUCUGGAGAAUGCCUUGAAUGCGUCCAAGAGAGCGUUGGAGCGCGCCGACAAGGCCCUGAGUGAAGCUUGCGCUGUCCGAGACGAGGCCCAGGCGGGCCUCGACGAAGCCGCGGCGGAGCUCGACGCGGCCGAGUCCGAGGCGAGGCAAUUAGGCGAGGAGGCUACCGCCGCUCGGAAACGGGCCGCGGCCUGCGACGUCGAGGCCAAGAAAGCGACGCACACGGCCGCUCGACUCAAAACGGAGGCGUCCAAUGCCGCGCGUAGGGUCGAGUCAUUAACGGAAAAGCACACGUGGAUCCCCCACGAGAAGGGCUUCUUCGGCUGUGCGGGCGGGGAUUAUGAUUUCGCGGCGCGCGAGGGCGGGGCCGCUCGAGCUCGAGCGGACCUCGACAAGCUCGAGCGCGCCCAGGACAAGCUCGCUCGCAAAAUUAAUAAGAGGGUCAUGGGCAUGAUCGAGAAGUCGGAACGGGAUUACGAUGAUCUCACGGCGAAGAAAGCUACUGUUGCCAGAGACAGAUCCAAAAUAGAAGCGGUCAUUUCGGAACUAGAAGUGAAGAAGCAGGAGACGCUCGAGGCGCGGACGCCGCGUCUGUACUUUUCAGAGCGUCCACGCGGUUCCGCGACGGCGUCGCUCCCGCGCAGGCCACGUGGCAGAAGGUGAACCGCGACUUUGGCUCGAUAUUUAGCUCGUUGCUACCGGGGGCGCAUGCUAAAUUGGAGCCGCCGGAGGGCGCGACUUCAGUGCUAGAUGGGUUAGAAGUGAAAGUCGGCUUCGGCGGCCUCUGGAAGGAGUCGCGGGCUGUGUGGAAUCAACCCAUCGCCGCACGCGCCGUAAAUUUGCUUUCCACGCAGGUCGCUGUCCGAGCUGUCGGGCGGGCAACGCUCAUUAAUAGCCCUCUCGCUCGUCCUGGCCAUGCUCCUCUUCAAGCCGGCGCCCAUGUAUAUUCUGGAUGAGGUCGACGCGGCCCUCGACCUGUCCCACACGCAGAACAUCGGCGUGAUGUUAAGGGCCCACUUCAAGGCGUCGCAGUUCAUCGUCGUGUCGCUCAAGGAGGGCAUGUUCAACAACGCGAACGUCGUCUUCCGGACGAAGUUCGUCGACGGCGUGUCGACGGUCGCGCGGACGACGACGAAGCACAACACGUCGGCGAAGCGCGCGAAGAAGUAGGUGCGUCUUUCCCCCCCUCCCGGGGCGUAGCUAAGUCGGUCCCGACGAAA